Molecule: messenger RNA, 559 nt
Organism: Rubroshorea leprosula
Lineage: Eukaryota; Viridiplantae; Streptophyta; Magnoliopsida; Malvales; Dipterocarpaceae
Source: the annotation of a GenBank genome assembly
UCCAAGAGUCUCUCCAAAAGCAAUAAUGAGUAUGACACAAAUUCUGUCUUUGAACAAAAAGUACCAAAAGAGCCACAGUCAUAAACCCAAAUACAAAUUGAUGCCCUUAAAAUUUCUUCCACCUAGAAAUGAAAAAUGCAAAACUGCUAUUAAUACUUGAAAAAGCUAACAAUGCGAAACUUAGUAAAUUAUGAUAAUUCGCCUUGCUUGUCUAAUACUCUAAUGUAAUAAAAUUUAGUUUUCCUAGCCUCCAAAUGAACCUCCUCUAUUAGCCCGUCAAUCUCCUGCAAAAGUUAACAUCAAACAUGAAACAAAGUACUUAGACAAUCUUCAAAAAAAAAAAAAAAAAAGAACUGAUAAGAUGCAGGGCCAAAUAGCAAACAAAGUUAAGGGAACAAAACAAACCACACAUAAACUUCAAAUGACAAAUUUUCAAUAACUAUUAGCUUAAACUCACAAAGCAAAUGGAAUUAAGGACAUAUUUGGAAACAAACAGAUUAUGAAAUACAAAAAUAACACUACUUAGCUCUAAGAACUGGAAUAAAUUUGCUUUGUAGCU